ACCUACCUGUGCCUGCUUGCUCUGGCUGCAACUUCGGCCGCACGUACAGCUUGCUUGGACGAUAUCUCUCAUGAUACAAUCGCAAUUUUCAGUGGUGCCGCUCUGGCAUUCGGCUCCAAUUAUACGGAUGCAGCGGACUGUGGCCUCAAGUGCUCGACUGUCGCUGCCUGUCAAACUCACUAUUUAAUGGCUCGGGCCCCCUGCAAGUCCCGGGCUUCCAUAGCAUCUUCCUAGAGAUGGAGCUCGCCAUCGACGAACGCUUUGCGCACGGGACCCAAGAGGACCACAGCAGGCGGCCUGUCAGGCUCACUGCCCCAGAAGUCCAGAUGUUGCGGCUCAUGGAGCGCAUCACGGAGCUUAAGAAUUGGGAGCAUGAGGUCUUCGAUCCCGCGACGCUUGCAAAAUGGCGCGCCCAGGCAUCCGAGUACGCGCAUCUUGAUCCGCGAACGGAUCAGGAUAUGGACAUGGAUCUCGUCACCACCCGAUCCUGGCUCUGGUGCGUGGCGGAGCUUCAAGACAGGGCCAGAUCGCUGCGUGAGACCGGCCAUGUGGUGGUCUUCAAUGCCGACUCGGGGGUGUGCAAGGCCGAUCGUGUCGUGUCGGAGGCCCUGCGGCAGCAGCUCCAGGACGCGUUUCAGCACCUGCCACAGGGCGAUGGGACUCACGAUCUGGUGGACCCGUCACUCUACAUGCUGAUUUACGGUCAGACCAAGGUUCUCAGCCGUGGAGGUCGGGUUCCUCUGGCCACUGACGGCUCGAUCUGGGAUCCCCUCCCUGCCACCAAUGUGGCGCAGACGGAUGCUGUGCCGGAUCAUCCCCCGGGCGAGAUUGUUCCGGCAUUCAAACUGCCAUACUAUCUUAACGGGCGCUCGAGGCGUCGACAGUUCUCGUCUUGCUUUCAGUGGUUACCGUGCGAGGUGGAGUUUGCCAAUUCCUCUGGGACGGCAGUCCGGAUAACCUCAUAUAUUAAUAACCUCCACCCAGCAAAUAUACAGGCAUAUUCGGCGAUUGAGAAACUAAUCUCCCUAGCUAUUCGGCCUUGGAACGACAUCCUUGUAAAGGGUGUUCGCGGGCGCAUGCCACGACGUAUCCACACUUAUGGGGUCACGAACCGGAAACUGCCCCCGAUGAAUGAAGAGCCCCCGGAAGAAGUGCUCCCGCGGGGAUGGAGAGAAGACAUCACCCAGCGCUCCUGGACACCAGAGGAAUGGGAGCAAUAUUGUCUUCGGGUGACGGAGUUUCUGCAAUAUCCAGACGAGGACCCGAAAUAUCGAGUCUUUGAACCCGAGCCCGAUGAUCCCCCCCAGACCGAAAACCUGCUCGACUUGAUGACGCCGGAAAUGUGGGCGUCCCCCACCAGUGUAGAGCGGAUUAUCCGGGCCAAAUGGAGGCGACUUAACUGGUUUCACUACCCUGAGCCAGGGAUAUCUUUUACGUACGAAGACUGGAAGCUGGGCAAAACCGCGAACCCAAUUGUCGGUCCGUGGGAAUCUGAGGAUAAAUGGUUUAAACCGCCGCGCGAUCACGAAUACUACCAGGUGUCGCUCGAGAACCAGUUCCGGGCCCAGGGACUGCAGAUCAUUGUGCGGGUAUUCAGCAUCGACCUGACGCCCGAUGCGCCUCGUUAUCCUGGGGAGGCCGAGUUUCACGUGGAUGGUAUGCUCAACGAACACAUCGUCGCCACCGCAGCCUAUUGCUAUAGCGCGGAGAACCUCACUGAGUCUCGCAUCUCCUACCAGCAGAACGACCACCUAAGUAUUCAAGGCCACCAGGAGGAUCCAUAUUGCAUCUAUAAGCUCUACGGUCUGCCGCCGUCCCCAGCAGCCGGCGUCGAUCCAGGCACUUACAAGCUGCAAACCCUGGGGUCCGUGGCUGUGGUCACCGGCCGCUAUCUCCUGUGGUCGAAUACCCUGCGAUAUAAACGCCAUCCCUUCUCCCUGCGCGACCCCAAUCGCCCCGGCCACCAGCGCUGGGUCGUCCUGUGGCUGGUGGACCCGCACUAUCGCAUCUGCUCCACGAGAAAUGUUCCCCCGCAGCAGCAUGAGUGGUGGCGCGACGAUGUACUGGCGAACCCGACUCUGCUCUCGACCCUUCCCCGAGAACUGGUCGAUAUGAUCAUGAAAGAAACCGGGCCAUGGCCGAUGAGCCAUUCUGAAGCCCUGCGUCACAAACAAAAGUCGGAUGAGGAGAGAGAGGAGGCGCUCCGCAUCCAGAUCGAGGAAUUCCCAACAUACGGGUUCUGGGAUGAGCUGCUAUGAGGCUCGACUGAUCUUGUUCACCAUAUAUGAUGUCGUGCAGCAGCUCUUUGCAAGCCUAAGGAGCCUUUUGAGGUAGAUGCUGGC
Aspergillus japonicus CBS 114.51 is the source of this 2342-nucleotide messenger RNA. RefSeq names its product DUF4246 domain-containing protein. Lineage: Eukaryota; Fungi; Ascomycota; Eurotiomycetes; Eurotiales; Aspergillaceae. The transcript has 2 exons. The record is from RefSeq and is a predicted model, not a curated record. The coding region runs from base 237 to 2258 and encodes 673 amino acids.